CUGUCGCUGGAAAGCGAAGGAGAGGAGAGAGGUGAAAAAAGCAGUGAAAUGUUGUAAAAGCUGAGCGAGUCCAACCCGAGUCAGGGGACGACCGAGGAGGGACGACGCCGGAGGAUUAUUUUUCUUUGUCUCAUUAUCGUCAAAGUCAGUAAACUCCCGCUUUUUGAUGCUGUCCUCACGGAGGUUUGAGCCAAUAACGGACUUAUUGGUCGGCUGAACCAUGCAGAGGCUGCUGCUCCUGAGUUUGGUGUUGAGUUUUCAAACUGUGUGGACAGCGAGGUUCUCUCAGGAGCCGGCAGACCAGUCGGUGGUGCGGGGCCAGAGGGUGAUCCUGUCCUGUGUUGUGUUCAACUACUCAGGCAUUGUUCAGUGGACCAAAGAUGGCCUGGCUCUGGGCAUCGGAGAGGACCUGCGGGCCUGGCCCCGGUACCGUGUGUUGCGUGUGCAGGAGUUGGGCCAGUACAACCUGGAGAUCCUGUCAGCUGAUCUGUCUGAUGACUCCCUGUACGAGUGCCAGGCCCCUGAUGCCGCCCUGAGGUCCAGGAGGGCCAAACUCACCGUCCUCAUUCCCCCAGACGACCCGGUGAUCGAUGGGGGUCCGGAGGUGUUGCUGAAUGCGGGGGAGUCCUACAACCUGAGCUGUGUGUCACGAGGCGCUAAACCGCCUUCCAUGAUCGAGUGGCUUAAAGACGGUCUGCCUGUGGACGGGGCUGCCAGUACCACUGAGGUGCUUCCAGACAGGAAGAGGGUGACCACACGCAGCUACCUGCCAAUCCAGCCGGUGGACAGCGACACUGGGAGGAACUACAGCUGUGUGGCCACCAACCUGGCUGUUCCAACCGGCAAAAGCACAACUGUCACCCUCAACGUACACCAUCCACCGACAGUGACCUUGUCCAUUGAGCCUCGCUCUGUCCUGGAGGGGGACAGAGUCACCUUCACCUGCCAGGCUCACGCCAACCCUCCUAUUAUGGGCUACAGGUGGGCUAAGGGGGGCGUGGUGCUGCAGGGUGCCAGGGAGAGUGUGUUCACCACCAAGGCCGACCAUUCCUUCUUCACCGAGCCCGUCUCCUGUCUGGUUUUCAACGCUGUGGGAAAGACCAACGUCAGCAUCCUGGUGGACGUUCACUUCGGGCCAAUUCUGCUGGUGGAGCCGCAGCCAAAGACAGUAGACGUUGACUCUGAUGUCACACUCAACUGCAAGUGGGCUGGAAAUCCUCCGCUCACACUCACCUGGUUCAAAAAGGGUUCAAACAUGGUUCUGAGUAACAGCAACCAGCUGUAUCUGAAGUCGGUGAGCCAAGCUGAUGCCGGCCAGUAUGUAUGUAAGGCCAUCGUCCCACGGAUUGGAGUAGGAGAGACCGAGGUCACACUCACCGUCAACGGUCCUCCCAUCAUCUCCAGUGAUCCAGUCCAGUAUGCAGUGAGAGGGGAGAGGGGAGAGGUUAAAUGCUACAUAGCCAGCACACCUCCUCCAGAUAAGAUUGUGUGGGCGUGGAAGGAGAACGUGUGGGAGAAGGAGAAGGGGACGCUGCUGGAGAGGUACACGGUGGAGCAGAGCAAACCAUCCGCGGAGGGCGGCGGCGUCCUCUCCACCCUCACCAUCAAUAACGUGAUGGAGUCUGACUUCCUGUCCACCUACAACUGCACGGCCUGGAACUCGUUCGGACCGGGCACCAUGAUCAUCACGCUGGAGGAGACCGAGGAAGUCCCAGUGGGGAUAAUAGCUGGUGGGACGGUGGGCUCUACCAUCCUCUUGUUCAUCUUCCUGCUGGUCCUCGUUCUUAUCUUCUACCGGCAGCGCAAAGGCAGUCGGCGCGGGGUCACUCUGGGUAAGCCCGACAUCAAGGUGGAGACGAUAAACAAGGAGACCCACAGCUUAGAGGAGGACUCCGGCAGCGUGUCCACGGCCUCGCGCAUGGUCAAGGCCAUGUACUCGCCCUUUAAAGAUGACAUAGAGCUCAAGUCUGACCUCCGCAGCGACACCCUGGACACCCGUCAGGAGUAUGACCUGAAGGACCCUACCAAUGGCUACUACAACGUGCGAGCCUCCACCCACGAUGAAGGCCGCCCUGCUUCCCGCUCCACCAUGCACUACUCUGACUACCGCUCCCCUGCAGGAACACCAGGGGGAGCUGCAUCUAUUAGCAGCAGCGCCGGUGGCUCAGGGGCCACGGCCAGCGGAGGAGCCCCUGUUCCCCCUGGCCCCCUCACCUCCCCUGGCCGCCCGCAGGCCUGCUACGACCCCCGGCCCCCCUCCAGACUGUCCCACAUCAGCUACGCCCAGUUCAACACCUUCACUCGUGGGGGCCAGAGCCAGCAGCCCCCGGCUAACCCCGCCCCAGUGGCUAGCGACUUCCCAGGAGACUGCAGCCUCCUGGACUCCACGUCCCAGCUGGCUUACGACAACUACGGAUACCCCUCGCAUUACCCGACCUACCGCAUGGGUUUUGCCCCGUCCAGCCUGGCCCCCCUGGAGGCCGGCCCGUCCUACGAAAUGUACGGGGUGGGAUCCGGGGUGGGACCCGGGGUGGGGCCUGGGGUGGGGAGCCCUGGGGUCGGCGUUGGCCCCGGGGGUCCUGCUCCCUCGGGAUCAGAGACUGGACUUGGGAAGUACGGCAGCUCCACUCGCUUCUCCUACACCUCGCAACACUCUGACUACUCCCACAGCCGACACACACAGAGGAUGCAGACUCACGUGUGAGACAGAGAGACGCAUAAACACCUCACAGUCAGCAGAGCACGAGGAAGCAUCUUAUAAAUAGUGUCGCACCUAAAACCACACACAAUCAUAGAUUUACACGCCCACAUUCUCACACAUUGACACAAACACACCCUACUGAACACAAACACGACUCCAGAACACAAAAAAACAUCACACGCACACAUGCACAGAGUCAGAAGACCAUGCCCGUGAGACAGGGAGGGUAUGAGAAACACAGAGACACAGAGAGAGCGUAAGAGACGAGUGGAAAAAGAGUUUUAGUGAGACAGGGACGGGAAAUUCCACACAAUUUUGAAUUCCCUCACUCCCAAUGUGUUUGUAUAUCGGCGCUCUAAAAGAGUGGACAGCGCAAGUCACAAUCAAGACUGGGACAGAGAGCAAGAACCAGAGAGAGGACGAGAGAUCGCAGAUCUUUGGAGCCCUAUAGCUUUUGCUAUGAACUGACUUUGUAAAUGAUGAGAGAGAACGUCUUAAGGCAAAACUGACUGACUGUCAAAUAUGGUACACGCUGAUCGGGAGAAACCUCAACCAGUGGAAGUCAUUUCUGGCCGCCAU
Messenger RNA from Chelmon rostratus (copperband butterflyfish), 3280 nucleotides. It is a transcript of the gene kirrel1a, whose product is annotated as kirre like nephrin family adhesion molecule 1a. The coding region runs from base 221 to 2704 and encodes 827 amino acids. NCBI's taxonomy places the organism in Eukaryota, Metazoa, Chordata, Actinopteri, Chaetodontiformes, Chaetodontidae. The transcript has 15 exons. Gene Ontology annotation, biological process: cell-cell adhesion. Gene Ontology annotation, molecular function: cell adhesion molecule binding. Gene Ontology annotation, cellular component: cell-cell junction. The record is from RefSeq and is a predicted model, not a curated record.